Messenger RNA from Danio aesculapii, 3394 nucleotides. RefSeq names its product GRIP and coiled-coil domain containing 1 (gene gcc1). The transcript is spliced from 3 exons. The coding region runs from base 164 to 2575 and encodes 803 amino acids. Gene Ontology annotation, cellular component: Golgi apparatus. The record is from RefSeq and is a predicted model, not a curated record. NCBI's taxonomy places the organism in Eukaryota, Metazoa, Chordata, Actinopteri, Cypriniformes, Danionidae.
GCGACGUCUGGAAGUAAACACGACACGUACUCGGGUUACUGCAACAUUUCAGGCUUUUUCUGCCUUUAAAUACAUUUAUUUGAUCAUGAAACUAACCUAAAAGCACAUUCAGCAGGUGGAGAUCAUAUCAGAGAGUAUGAAACCUGACUGACGGUGAUACAUCAUGGAGAAGUUCGGCAUGAGCUUUGGUGGAGGCCCAAGCAAGAAAGAACUCCUGGAAACCAUUGAGGUGCAGAAGAAGCAGCUUGUAAAGUAUCAGACCCGCUUUAAAGAUGUCGUCAGGGCUUACCAAAGCUUGCUUAAGGAAAAAGAAGCCCUGGAAGCCAGUCUGAAGGUUCUGACCAUUUCUCAAGAGGUCGACUUAAGUCAGCGUCUUGAUAACCUCUCAUUUGAUGGAGCUUCAGGAAGCAGAGCUUUGCCUUCUGAUCUUGGAGAUGACCGAUGCUCACUUCAUAGUGAAGACAGCCUGGAUACAGCAGCCUCUGCUGAAACAGCCACUAGUGUGACGAGCAACAGCACUAAAGGAGACCAAACAGAGGAUGACCAAAGCUGUGUUGUUGAUGGAGCCACGGCUGGGGGUGUUGUACACACUUCACCCCAGCAAUCUGAGGAGGCAAGUGGGUCUGAAAGUGGCGUCAGCACCAGCAGCAGUGCAUGUUCAGAGCCGACACCACAAGUGGCAGACACUGAUCGCCGUGUCAUCCAACUGAAGACGCAGCUGUCCACCCUGACCAGUUCCUUGGCCACCGUUACCCAAGAAAAGUCCAGAAUGGAAGCUUCAUUUCAGGCGGACAAGCGGAAGAUGAAGCAGGAACUGGAGGAGCUGCAGGCUAGGCUGGAGGAAGAUCAGAAGCAGCACCAGGCCGAGCUUCAAAGCCUGCAGGAGCAGUUUGCAGAGAGCAAAGCCAGGGUCAUAACCCAGCAGCAUGAACGGGAGCAGGAGCAGGGCGAUCAUGCACUCAUGCUCCGAGAGCUCCAGAAACUUCUGCAGGAGGAGAGGGGACUGAAACAGGAUGCAGAACUCAAACUGGAGGACGCACGGGCGACGUUGGCUGAAGCCAUGCAGGCAGCAGACCGAGGGCUAGAUUAUGAGUCGCAGCUGAAAGAGAUCAUUCAGGAACGGGAGGAGCUGAAGAAGAGCCUGAAGGCUGCAGCGGUGGAGAACAGUAAACCUGACCCACGUGUUGAGGAGCUCCAGCAAGAGAAUGCAGACCUCAAAGCUCACUUCAAUCAGCAACUUCAGCAGGAAAUCAGAAAGGUGGCACAAGCAGAUGAGCUUCUCCGAGAGCAGGCGAAGAUGGAGGAGACCCGAGUUGCAAGUCUUGAGGAGCGAGUAUCUGAGCUCUCUGAACUCUUGGGUGCCUGCGAGAAGGCCAGACAGAAGGACCAACAAAACACUCAGAAGCUACGGGAACGCAUCCUUCAGCUCGACACUGAGAACAAAACCCUCGCCAUCGCUGCAGUCAAUAGGACGACAAGCUCUGAUCUAAACAUGGACGAAAUGAACUUGAACGUAGAUGCGUUAAAGGACAAACUGGAGAAGGUAAAGAAGUUACUCUUACUGGCUGCACAAAGAUCUCAAGACCAGAGCCUAGAUAUUGAGAAGCUGCUGGAGGGAGGAGAAAAGGACCAUGAAGUCUCUGAAAGUGAGAAGGCCUCAGCGCUCCACUACCAACAAGAGCUCCGGCAGAUAAAAGAGGAGUUUGAGCGCUACAAAAUGAGGGCGCAGGGGGUUCUGAAGAACAAGAACACAAAAGAUGGAAACCAGGCCAAAGAGUUAGAAGAAGCACGUGAUCAGUUGGCUGAGCUAAAAGAGAAGUAUAUAAACCUUCGGAUACUAAGCGACGAAGCAGAAGUGAAGCAUAAACGGGACCUGGAGGAGCGGCAACAGGGAAUUGCAGCUCUCCAGCAGACACACAAACAGGAGGUCGAAAAGCUGGAGGCUCAACACCGGGAGAAUUUCGUGAGGCUUGAGGAAGAGUUGCACAAACAGAGAGAUCGCACAAUGGCUCUCCUGGCAGAAAAAGACCUUGAGCUGGAGCGACUCAGGGCAUCCGCAGUGAUGGGCUUCGGAAGUCACCAGAGGCACAUUAUCAAUAGCAGCACAGCGUUGGAAGGUGGUGACCUUGAUGAAGUUGAUCCAGAGCAAGAAGAAAGCGACAUCAUCGCUCAAGCUCUGAAACUAGCCGGGCCCAACGAGCCAACUUUAUUGCUUUAUGCCGAACAGCUGGCACGCAAAGAGGUAGAAGUGGCCGCCCUGCGCAAACAAAAGCAUCGCCUAGAAGAAGACUUGCACCAACUACAAGGGAAGCUAAUUGCUAAUGGCGAGAGACAUGAGGAAGAGCUUGUGGAGCUACGGGGCCAGCUGGACAAGCGUAUUCGGGACAAGGGGAGAGAUGGGGCCAACCUAGAGUAUCUCAAGAAUGUGAUUUAUAAGUUCCUCACGCUCCAAGACACCAGAGGGCGCCAGCAGACUCUCACAGCCAUUUUGACCAUUUUGCACUUUAGCCCUCAAGAGAAACAAGUGGUGCUUAAGCAGCAGCAGCACAGUUGGUGGACGGCAGGAAUGAGAUGAUGCAAACCAGUAUUUAUUUGAUCUGAAGAGAAUUUGUGGUUCUUCUGUCCUAAGAUAAAUAUUGGUUUAUUUUUAUUGACCACUUUUUGUGUGCAGUGUGUACCAAAUAACAGGAGCAAUAUGGUGUAUAUAUACAUAGUCCUACUACAGUAUGAUUACAUGACAGGGAUACUAAACACUUUAUGAAUGGUUUUGAGUCAAGUGUUGAAUAAUGUUAAGAGUUGGACCAUAAUUCAAUACUUCCCUCUAGUGUGUUUUCAACGUAGUUGGGUGCACCAAAAUACUGUUACUGAUUUUGCAUAAUAACUGGCAAGUAAUGCAACACUAUUUGGUUAGACUGAACGGUUAAAUUCCAUAUUAAUCCAAAGAAAAUGCUCUUUAAAGGCACCAACGGGCUUUUAAGAGGGAAACCAGCUAGUAAUGCACUUUUUAUUUAUACAUAUACACAUAUAUAAUCAUUAUGGUGACAUUUAACCAUAGAUUCCAGAGGAUAUGUUGCAUAUAUUUCAGUAAAAUGAUCCGUUGCUUUGAAUUUUCAAGCCAAUAUUAGUUUGAACUUAAUUCAAGAAGAAUUUGAGUUACUUUAAUGUAUAACAAGCUUUUGGGGGAUAAAGUUUAUUUGGAUUUGUGUUUUGCUUGGGCAUUUGAAGACUCCACUGUUAGUUAACCCUUUAUAUAAGCUGUAUAUACACAUUUAGCUUUGUUUCUGUUUGAGAAAAAUCAUUUCACGGUUUCAGUGUUUCAAAUUUUAGCAGCCAGAAUAAAUGUGUAUUUUCAAUCUUUGACCAAAACAAUAAACUACUUUGCUCCCUCAAACAA